Asparagus officinalis (garden asparagus) is the source of this 357-nucleotide messenger RNA. Its product is annotated as probable 5'-adenylylsulfate reductase 1, chloroplastic. The transcript has a single exon. Bases 50 to 316 code for a protein of 88 amino acids. The record is from RefSeq and is a predicted model, not a curated record. NCBI's taxonomy places the organism in Eukaryota, Viridiplantae, Streptophyta, Magnoliopsida, Asparagales, Asparagaceae. Gene Ontology annotation, molecular function: catalytic activity.
CCCGGUUGCAAAUGUCAAUGGAAAAGAUAUUUGGAGUUUUUUGAGGACGAUGGAGGUUCCGGUGAACUCGUUGCACUCUCAGGGGUAUGUGUCGAUUGGAUGCGAGCCGUGCACGAGGCCUGUGCCCCCAGGGCAGCACGAGAGAGAAGGGAGAUGGUGGUGGGAGGAUGCAAAAGCCAAAGAGUGCGGCCUUAACAAAGUUGGGAGUUUUCCGACGAUACUGUUGUUUACUAAGAAUGGCUCGAGACCGAUAAAGUAUCCAUCAGAGAAGAGGGAUGUUGACUCUCUGCUUGCAUUCAUCAAUGCACUUAGAUGAGAGCGAGGUUAUGUUUUGUGGUUUCGUAUGGGAUAUUGUAG